Messenger RNA from Astyanax mexicanus (Mexican tetra), 2022 nucleotides. It is a transcript of the gene tpd52l2a, whose product is annotated as tpd52 like 2a. Lineage: Eukaryota; Metazoa; Chordata; Actinopteri; Characiformes; Acestrorhamphidae. The record is from RefSeq and is a predicted model, not a curated record. Gene Ontology annotation, cellular component: cytoplasm. Bases 140 to 787 code for a protein of 215 amino acids. The transcript is spliced from 10 exons.
CCUGUUCCGGAAGCGCGUGUCUCACUGGUAACUAAACCCGAAGCUGCUGCCCUAAAGUCAACAGCGCGGGUCCAGCGAGCCAUCUAAAUUCUACAUUUACCCUGUUUCUGAUCAUUUACCCUCCUGUUCUACUGCAUACAUGGAUCCUUCUCAACGGGACUUUACAAUGGAUGGAGCCAGUGGUGGAACUCUGCCACCAGGCCUGAGUGAGGAGGAGGCUCUGGAGAUGCAGAUAGAACUCACAAAGGUGGAAGAUGAAAUUCAGACCUUGAGGCAAGUUCUGACUGCAAAAGAAAGACAUGCUGGGGAACUUAGGAGGCGAUUGGGUAUCAGCCCUCUUGCCGAAUUUAAAAAUAACAUCUCCAAAGGGUGGCAAGAAGUCCAGUCCUCCAAUGCUUAUAUGAAAACCUCACAGACUCUCGGGGACUUGAAUCAUAGAGUAACGUCAUCUAAUCUUUAUCUUACAGCUUCUGCCACUCUGGACGAUAUUUCCCAUUCUGACGCGUAUAAGAAGACUCAGGAGACUCUGUCCCAGGCUGGUCAGAUGACAUCAUCAGCUUUGUCUACAAUGGGCUCAGCUAUCAGAAACAGAUUUGGAGAAAUGAGGGCCUUAACUUACACUAACACACCUGGUAACAACUACUCCAUGCGCCACUCCCUAAGUAUGCCUGCAAUGAGGAACUCAAACACCUUCAAAUCAUUUGAGGACAAAAUGUCUAAGGUAGUCGGAGGUGGAUCCAACGGUGAAGGACCGCAAGGCCCACCUGGCAGCAAUUCAAACUUCUGAGCAGAAAGCACAAACUUCUCACCAGGACGGACCUCUGUGAUCCAUACGACCCCUCAAUGCACUCUGCUGAGAGCCAGGACAUGCCGCGCGGAUUAACCAAUGUGGAAUGUACUAAGAUACCAAAAUGCUGUACUACUGCUACCAGUUUAAAAGACAAAGCCUGUGUGUGAGGGUCUAGCUUGCUGUGUGUAUACACUCCCUUCCCCUGACUUUUCAAACUGCAUAAUGAGGAAUAUUAUAUGCACUAAUUAGUUUUUGAGUGUGCAAAUAGGGUUUUUGGAAUCCGGUCUGCUCUGAUGACUGCAGUGAAUGUACUCAUUUGAUUCAGUUCACUCAUGCCUAGCGGCAGCAUGACAGUUUGGAGCACCAUGAGCACUCCUGGACACACUGUAGAAAACACACAAAGGCUUCCUUGGCAGUGUAAGAUGCUGCUGUCUCAUAUGAUUGUUACGUUCUUAUUAUGCUAUAUAUCAAAUGCUUACUACUCAGGGCAAAAGGUGCUACCACCUUCAGUGUAGUGUGAGUAAUCUAAUACACAUUCGGCACCAUUUUCACUGCUUUGAGCUAUAAAAGGUAACCCUAUUCUGAUUUGAAUUUAAAAAUAUUUUUUGCUUUUGGGUAAAAUGUAUUCUUCCCUUAGCCCUCUUUACAACUUUAUUUUUCUAAACCGUUACUCCUAUAGACAUAAUUGCUAUGUUCAUAAACAAAAUCCUUUUUUAUUUUUUUCCUGGUACAAUGAAGAAUUCUGUUAUUGUGUGUAUGUCUGUAUAUAUGUAUUAUUUUGGUAUUUAGUUGAAUGUGAUGUCUUAUGUCUAUUAUCUUUUUUCUCUUUUUGUUUAUACUGGUGAGACUGGUAAAUAUUUUAAUAAUACUUUUACUUUUACACUUUACUACAAAGAGAUAGUUUACCAAGCUGACAAAGAGUUACGAUCAAAAACAUAAUCAGAGGGCAGGCAGCGAGAGUACCACUCUUGAAGUAAAACAUUUAUUUUUGGUGUGGGAAUGAUAAAUUCUUUGAUUUCUUUUUGAAAUAUUAUCUGCUGUUACACAAAUUACAGACUUUGCAACAACGAUCAGAUAAACCUAAGACUUGUAGCCUUCAUCUGUGAACAUUGAUUAACCUGACCGCCGUAUCUGUGCUUGAGGCUUUAAAGUUGUAACAUAUUAAGGUUUUGGGGUAUUUAAAAUGAAUGUUCUUACAGAAAAAACUUAAAUAAAGGUAGAGGUAGAAAAGA